AUGUCUUUUUCCCUCCACCGCAGCCCACCCUUCCGCGCCGAACAUCUCGGCUCCCUUAAACGCCCGCAAGCCCUCCUCGACGCACGCUACAAGGACCACAAGUCGUCUGCAGAGCUCGAGCCUCUUGAAGACCAAGCCAUCAAAGACAUUGUCAAGACACAGCUCGAUCUCGGUUUCUGCGGCAUAAGCGAUGGCGAGUACCGUCGACACAUGUUCUGGGGCACCUUCUGGCCGUCCCUGGAAGGCAUGGAGGAGAUCCAGAACCCGCCUCUCGACACUUUCCGCAUGUACGUCCCGGAUCUCGCUGCGUUCUUGGAGAGCGGGCAUCAGCCGGGCGAGAGCGUGUACUGUGUGGGCAAGAUUAAACAUACGGGUGAGAGUACCUAUGUAAGCCAGAUAGAGUAUCUGAAGACUCUGCUACCACAGGAGAGGUGGGGUGAUAUCAAGUUGACGCUUGCCGCGCCAAAUUGGUAUCACCUGAGGUAUGUCGACGGUAAGGCGUUUCCGAAGGACGUGUACGCCAAUGACAAGGAAUACUUCGCCGAUAUUGCGAAGGCGUACCAAGUCGAACUGGACAUACUCUACAAGGCGGGUCUGAGAAACGUACAAUUCGACGACCCAAACCUCGCAUACUUCUGCUCCGAAAAGAUGCUAUCCGGCUGGAAAGAAGACAAGAACAACACCAUUUCCGCCGACGAAUUAUUCGACCUGUACAUCCAGCUGUACAACGACUGCUUAUCACAAAUCCCCUCCGACAUGCACGUCGGCGUGCACCUCUGUCGCGGCAACUUCGUCAACUCGCGCCACUUCUCUGAAGGCGGCUACGACCGCAUCGCAACGAAGCUCUUCCAACACCUGAACGUGCACACCUACUAUCUUGAAUACGACACGCCGCGUGCAGGGGGCUUUGAGCCGUUGGCGCACCUCCCCAAGAACAAGAAUGUCAUCCUUGGUGUGGUGACGAGCAAGUUUCCCAAGCUGGAAGACAAAGAGGAGUUGAAAAGCAGGAUCUACCAGGCUGCGGAGGUCAUGGCGCAAGGGCAGGGUGAGACUAGGGAAGAGGCGUUGAGGAGGUGUGGCGUUAGUCCGCAGUGUGGGUUUGCGAGUCAUGCCGAGGGCAACCUGAUUGAUAUUGAGGGCAUGAAGAAGAAGUUGAGGCUGGUAAGGGAGGUUGCCGACGAGGUGUGGCCGGGUGAGGCGUAG
Molecule: messenger RNA, 1203 nt
Organism: Ascochyta rabiei
Lineage: Eukaryota; Fungi; Ascomycota; Dothideomycetes; Pleosporales; Didymellaceae
Exons: 2
Coding region: 1-1203 (400 amino acids)
Molecular function (GO): zinc ion binding; 5-methyltetrahydropteroyltriglutamate-homocysteine S-methyltransferase activity
Source: RefSeq, a predicted model, not a curated record